CACCUCCGGUAGGUGAGAAACACCGGUGCGUCAUUUCCGGACUUAGCUCCUUUUUUUCGAGCUUCUGACGGAGUGACCCGCGUGUUUGUACAGUCCCAGAUGAAGGAAUCGAUAAUGAACGCGGAGAAGCUCAGUAAACUGCAGGCGCAGGUCCGCAUUGGGGGCAAGGGGACCGCCCGCAGAAAGAAGAAGGUGGUCCACAGAACAGCUACAGCAGAUGAUAAGAAGCUGCAGUUCUCCCUUAAGAAACUAGGGGUCAACAACAUCUCUGGUAUUGAAGAGGUGAAUAUGUUCACUACCCAGGGCACAGUGAUCCACUUCAAUAACCCAAAGGUUCAGGCCUCCUUGGCUGCCAACACAUUCACAAUCACAGGGCACGCUGAGAACAAGCAACUUACAGAGAUGCUCCCAGGAAUCCUUAACCAGCUGGGAGCCGACAGUCUUACCAGCCUCCGGAGAUUAGCAGAAUCCCUGCCCAGACCAGUUGGAGACAAUAAAGCCCCAGUUGUUGAGGCUGAAGAGGAAGAUGAUGAUGUUCCGGAUCUUGUUGAAAACUUUGACGAGGCGUCAAAGAAUGAGGCAAACUAACCAUCACCCUCGCACAAUUCAAGGCUUCGUUUGAUACACCAUAUUUUGUCACAUCAGCAUUUUGUAAAUCUUAAUCUUAGUAUUGCUCUGUGCUUUCAACUGUCACCUUGACAACAGGGCUAAAACAAAAGUUGACUUUGACCUUUUUGAAACUGCUGUUACCUGUUUGCCUAAUUUUCCUCAUUCUGCAGUUCAGUGAAAUUAUUUAAUACAGUGGAAUGUGCAAACCUUUCUUUGACAUGCUGCAUCAUUGUGAUGUCACACAUCAAAGAUGUAUUGGAGAAUUUAAUCAAGUAUUAAAGACGCCAUAUACGUUUCUCA
Messenger RNA from Betta splendens (Siamese fighting fish), 909 nucleotides. RefSeq names its product transcription factor BTF3-like. Gene Ontology annotation, cellular component: cytosol; nascent polypeptide-associated complex. The transcript has 6 exons. The coding region runs from base 100 to 588 and encodes 162 amino acids. Lineage: Eukaryota; Metazoa; Chordata; Actinopteri; Anabantiformes; Osphronemidae. The record is from RefSeq and is a predicted model, not a curated record.